This is a messenger RNA of Glycine soja, 1056 nucleotides long. RefSeq names its product probable pterin-4-alpha-carbinolamine dehydratase, chloroplastic. Gene Ontology annotation, cellular component: plastid. The record is from RefSeq and is a predicted model, not a curated record. The transcript has 3 exons. Gene Ontology annotation, biological process: tetrahydrobiopterin biosynthetic process. Gene Ontology annotation, molecular function: 4-alpha-hydroxytetrahydrobiopterin dehydratase activity. Bases 184 to 831 code for a protein of 215 amino acids. Lineage: Eukaryota; Viridiplantae; Streptophyta; Magnoliopsida; Fabales; Fabaceae.
AUUAGAGUUCCCUCCACCACUGGAUAACAUAAUAUAUUGCUGUUGACCACCACACCACACAACAUCCUUCGUUCCAUUCCACUCACUAGCCACAAACAAAACCAAUUCCAUUUUAUCCAUUCCAACUUCCCAACCCAACCAACAACAACCAUAACACAAGACAGUGUCAGCGCGCACGCAUACAUGGCCAUCACAGGCAACCUCAACCUCAACCUAGUACUCCCCGUGGCACGCCCCAUGGCGUGCCCCCCACGCGCCCCAACGUCCCUCCUCGCUCGUGGCCGUGGCGCGUCGUCGUCACCUUCGCUCCUGGUCACGCGCGCCAUCGACGUGAACGAGUUCCUGGGGGACUUCGGGGCGCGGGACCCUUUCCCCGCGGAGCUUGAGAGUUCCUUCGGGGAGAAAGUGCUGGGAUACAGCAACACCGAGCACAAAAUCCUCAUCCCCACCAUCACUGCUCUCGCCCUCUCGCAGCAGGAGUGUGCUCCCGUUUCCCCUUCGCAGCCCCCCAUCUCGCUGGAUGACGCCCAGACGCUCAUUAGAAAGGUUGUGGGUUGGAGACUUGUGAAUGAGGAAGGUGGACUUAAAAUUCAAUGCUUGUGGAAGUUAAGAGAUUUUAAAUGUGGGGUUGAACUCAUUAACAGGAUCUCUAAGGUUGUUGAGGCUUUGGGCCAUUUCCCAAAUAUCUACUUGGAGCAACCAAAUCAAGUCAGAGCAGAACUAUGGACAGCUUCCAUUGGAGGUUUAACUAUGAAUGAUUUUAUUGUUGCUGCAAAGAUAGAUGAGAUAAAGACAUCAGAUCUUGUCCCAAGGAAAAGGGUUUGGGCGUAAUGCCCUCACGAACUCCAUAAAACAUUUUGCCACUUGAUUUUCUUCAACAUUGAAUUACCACUAGUUUGUGUUAUUUGAUUAAAUCUGUUAUUCUUUACUUUCAUUUUUUAGUGUUUCACUCCCCAUGCCUGUGUACAUGUGUCAUAUCUAUUCUUGUUUCGUAAGUGUAACAACUUUCAGCAUCCUAAAACUAUAUUCGAAAGUCUAAACCAGCCAUUUUUAUAA